ACCAAAGAGGAAGAAGAAGGCGCGCGUCAUUUACGCGUCUGUGACCUCAUCGUAUGCGCUGCUAUAUUUUGAAAAGCUGGACAGCGGCUGUCAAAGCUCUGCACUUUAUUGUACACGCAAAUUCAUUUUAUGCGACUUGUUAUUAUGGAUCAAAUGUAAGCGAACAUUAAAGCAUGCCAAAGUCUCUGAAAAAGUCCUGCACCACUCAGACCUCCAUCAGCAGGUACUUCGGAGGAUUGAGCAGCAGCAGCAGCAGCUUUGCCUCCAACAAGCAGCGCGGGAUUAACCCAAAUCCUGCAGAGCAGCAACUUUCAAGAGGCAACCAGAAGCUUUCAUCUGAUGAUGAAUUGGAAUUGCCAAGAAAACGAGUUAAGCCUUCUCCAAAGGACCAACAGGCGGAGGAUGUGGAGUGUGAGCCUGCGUCCUGUCAGGGCAUUAAAGACACAAAGCUGACGCUGAGCCGAAAAGCAGGCAGCCUGUGCUCCUCCACGUUGGAGAAGCUGAAAGGCUUCACCUGCGGGGCUGAGCCCAGUGUCGUCAGCAGCAUCACCCGGGAAGAAACAGAGACGGCUGAUGCAGGUCAGGAAAGCAGUGAUUGGUCUCCUCGUUGUGCUACAGGUCAACCUGAAACUACACACAGACUGCAGCAUGCAGAAAGGGAGCAUGAAGGUGAAGAGGAGGAUGAUAAAGAAAAGGCAGAUCUGGGGUUGGCUGCUGCAAAACAGGGAGUUCACUUCUCUCAGUUUGCCAAGACAGGAGGAGGAAAGUGUGCAGAGCUGGGUCCUCCAUUGGACUGUAGCACCUCCUCCAGGCGUUCAAAGAGCAUUUUCACCCCCCUUGAGCAGCAGGUGAUCCAGCUGAAACAGCAGCAUAAGGAUGCUUUGUUGGCUGUGGAGUGUGGUUACAAGUACAGGUUCUUUGGAGAGGAUGCAGAGAUUGCUGCAAAGGAGCUGAACAUCGUCUGUCAUCUGGAUCAUAACUUCAUGACGUGCAGCAUCCCCACACACCGCCUGUUUGUUCAUGUCAGACGGCUGGUGUCUCACGGACACAAGGUCGGAGUGGUUAAACAGACAGAAACAUCUGCGAUCAAAGCGUCAGGGGCCAACAGAAAUACUCUGUUCACUCGUCAGCUCAGCGCCCUGUACACCAAGUCCACUUUGGUGGGAGAGGAUGUAAAUCCGGUCUGCAGACUCGGGGAUGUGGAGGAGGGGGGCUGUGAUGAUGUUGUGUCGGACCCUCCCGACAGUUUCCUGCUUUGUAUUAGUGAGAAUUGGGACAAACUGAAGAAGCAGCUCACUGUAGGCCUUGUGGCAGUUCAGCCCAGCACAGGCGACGUGCUUCUGGACUGUUUUCCUGACGGUCCCUCUCGCUCUGAGCUGGAAUGCCGUGUCCUUAAAAUCAACCCUGUCGAAAUCCUGGUGCCCUCCGACCUCUCAGAGCAAACCGAGAGACUCCUGCACAGCAUUACGAAUGCAAGCGCUCAGGCUGACGACAGAGUCAGAGUAGAGAGGAGGGACAGCGCUGAGUUUGAGUUUGCCUCGGCAAUGAACACAGUCACCUCGUUCUACUGUCACAUCCAGGCGAAAGGCUCUCGCUCUCUGUCGAGCGUCGCGUCCCUGGAGAGCCCAGUGAUCAGCUGUCUGGGGCUGCUCAUCCAGUACCUUCAAGAAUUCAACUUGGAGCGAGUUCUUAGAAGUGAAAGCUCCUUCCGGCGUCUGACCUGCGAGUCGGAGAUUAUGACUCUGAGCGCUGGCACUCUCCGAAAUCUAGAAAUACUCAACAAUCAGACAGAUGGUAGUGUGAAAGGAAGUCUGUUGUGGGUGUUGGACCACACUCGCACUCCGUUUGGAAGGAGACUAAUGAGGAAGUGGGUGAGCCAGCCCCUUACAGACCUGCAGUCUAUAUCCGAGAGGCAGGAUGCAGUGCAGGAAAUCCUGGAGUCGGACUCGCUGACUCUAAAUUCCAUUCGAUCCCUGCUGUCACGUCUGCCAGACUUGGAGCGAGGCAUCUGCAGCAUAUAUCACAAAAAGUCUUCUACUCAGGAAUUUUACCUCAUUACUAGCAAUCUUUCUCGCCUGGGGCUGGAACUGCAGACUUUGCUACCAGCCAUGCGUUCCCAGAUCAGCUCAGGGCUACUUCGAAGCCUUCUGUUGGACACUCCAGACCAGCUGAUUCCAGCCCAAAGCUUCCUAAAGGUGCUCAAUGAAAAGGCAGCCAAGUCAGGGAACAAGACGGAGCUAUUCUCAGAUCUGUCUGGAUUCCCAGUGCUGCAGGAAAGAAUGGAGCAAAUCCAAACUGUCCUCCGUGAGAUUCAAGACCACCGCAAAGACAUCCGUCUGAUACUAAAGGCCCCCGCGCUCGAAUAUACGACCGUUUCUGGACAGGAGUUUCUGAUUGAGGUGAAGAACUCAGUUUCAUCCAUUGUUCCACCUGAAUGGGUCAAAAUCAGCAGUACACCGUCAGUGCUGUCUACUCUGAACACUUCAAAAUCUCUUUUUCUCUCUCUCUACAGUCAGUUUGGGGAGCACUACCACACCAUGAAAAGGGCUAUUAGUCACCUAGCAACCAUGGACUGUCUCUUUUCAUUGGCUGAGGUGGCUAAACAAGGGGACUAUUGCAGGAUGGGAGCUUCAGACAACAUCUACAAAGGCCGCAGUACAUUCAUGGAAGAGCUGACAGAGGCCUCAGACAUAAUUUCCCGUGCGACCAAGCAGUCAUUGGUCAUCCUUGAUGAAUUGGGACGGGGCACAAGCACCCAUGAUGGAAUUGCCAUCGCCUAUGCCACCCUGGAAUAUUUCAUCAAAGAUGUGAAAGCCCUAACCCUGUUUGUAACCCAUUAUCCUCCUCUGUGUGAGCUGGAGCGGGUGUAUCCUGAACAUGUGUCUAACUACCACAUGGCUUUCUUGCUCAAUGAACCUGAUAUCUCUGCUGACACUGAUGAUGGAGAAGUUCAGCCAGAGUUCAUUACCUUCUUAUACCAGUUAACUGAAGGAGCUGCAGGGCGGAGCUAUGGUCUGAACGUUGCCCGACUGGCUGACAUCCCAGAUCCUGUACUGCUCACUGCUGCUCACAAAGCCAGAGAGCUGGAGAAAGUGGUCGACGCUAGAAGAAAGAAUAAGAAACUUCUCUCAGAUCUUUGGAGGAUCUCCGACAGAUCGUCCCUCAUGAAAUGGCUGCAGUUAAACUCUUGACAUCACCGGAACAUUAUUCACACCAUUGUAUGAAGAAAAAAGUCCUAAUACCAGUGAAUGGGAAUACUUUGAGAAGAACAAAAGUACAAAUAUGCUGACCUGAUGGAGUACGUGAUGCUGCUCCUUUUCUAGUGUGUACGUGUGGAUUUGUGGGGAAAAAAAGGAUUUUAACCAUCUCAGGUUCUGACAGUCAUCACCUUUUCCACUGUAACUGUCAUAACGUCAAUAAUGCCAACUGAUCAAGAUUGUAGUUAUUUAAUAAUUAUUAAAAAAAAAUUAAAACCUGCCUUACUUGCUGGUCUUCGACGCCAUGCUGAUUUAGCAUAUUUUAAUUCCAUUCGGUUCCUGUCCAUAUAUGGCAUCCACAAAACCAAUUGUACAACUUCGCUUAUGAUAGCAGGUUUAGUUUAGUUAUGUUUAUUCACGAAUCAAUCAAAGUUCAACUUCAAACCUGAUUAAUAUUUUAAAU
This is a messenger RNA of Pundamilia nyererei, 3660 nucleotides long. RefSeq names its product mutS homolog 3 (E. coli) (gene msh3). Bases 174 to 3191 code for a protein of 1005 amino acids. Gene Ontology annotation, molecular function: mismatched DNA binding; ATP binding; ATP-dependent DNA damage sensor activity. Lineage: Eukaryota; Metazoa; Chordata; Actinopteri; Cichliformes; Cichlidae. The transcript has 21 exons. The record is from RefSeq and is a predicted model, not a curated record. Gene Ontology annotation, biological process: mitotic recombination; mismatch repair; somatic recombination of immunoglobulin gene segments. Gene Ontology annotation, cellular component: nucleus.